AUGCCAAAAAGACGUCAAGACACCUGGUGAGUUUCUUUCUCUGAAAGGUUCGUUCCAUGCUGGGAAUGCUACCACUGGAAAGGCCCUUUCCCCAGUGGACCACCCAUCGCACCUCACCUGACAAGGAGCACUCAGAGAAGGGCCUUAGGUGAAGACCUUAAAGCCUGGGUUGGCGCAGCUCCAGACAGGCAAAGUGCUGGGCCUUAUACGAGGGAGAAAGAAUUUUGCAUGGAGAUUUGUAUCUUGUCACUGGAAACAUUUAAUUUCUCAUGCUGCAUUACUUUUUGUCUACCUUAUUGCUGCUUUGGGGCAAAACCAUUUAGAAAUACAGCUCAGCGUGCCUUAUGGAACUAGGGGGUGAGGAAAACCUGGUUCCUUUGGUCCAUUAGCAAACUCUUAAGAGAUAUUACGCAAAAAAUCAAUACUGUCAAUGCUGAAUAAAAAUUAUUAAUUCUUUAGAGAGGGCUUUUUUUCUGAGCAAGUCUUAAUACAUAAUUCAGUUUGAACAGCCAAUUGCUCCUAAUAUUCCCAAUGUGGCGUACAGGGGUUCCACAAAGGCUUCCUGUUUCUGCUGAUUUUUUUUCCUAAUUAAGGGUUUGGUCAUUUGUUGCUGCUGCUGUUUGCCUUCCGGGGAUCCUCCUUUUUUAUUAUUGGUUUUAUUUGUUUGGGGGGGCUUCCCAGUUUUUCUGUUAAUUUUCUGUUUUUAUGGUACCCAAAACAGUGCCUUAGGUUUCCAAAUGUACCCGCAGGUCCCAAAAGGCUAGGGAUCUUAAAUUAAGUUAACUGACUCUUCUAGUGCUUCUCUACCUUUUCCCACAAAGUAGAAAAUCCAAAGGAGCUAUUUGUGUAGUCCGUUUUCCUUUGGAGGAGCAAGAACUGGAGAUUUAUGGGAGAUGCUUAUAGCUUCAUUUGUUUGCUUUAAAAAAUGUGCAGGUUGAAAAGAAACGGUAGGGAUAUGCAGAGCAAGCAGAGACAGUGCUAGCCCAAAGGCAGAAUCCGAAUCACAGAUUGAUUCAUGAACUGCGGCCACUCCAUAGAAAUUAAUAAUAACGAGCCCACAUUCACACGGUGCAGUAUGCAACUAAUUACCUGAGAAACGGCUGCCUUGGAUGGCACCAACGAUUCUUCCAUUAGCAUUUCACACGGCUGGGAUGGAAGAAAUCAACAAAGGGAGUAGACAAGGAAAAUUUUUCAAAGCAGAAAACAACCUGGCCGGGGCACUAGCCAGAAGGACAAAGGCUGUGGGGAGGUCACACCUUUCCACCCAGUGCCAGAUUUAAAGGUAAAGGGACCCCUGACCAUUAGGUCCAGUCGUGACUGACUCUGGGGUUGCGGCGCUCAUCCCGCUUUAUUGGCCGAGGGAGCCAGCGUACAGCUUCCGGGUCAUGUGGCCAGCAUGACUCAGUCACUUCUGGUGAAGCAGAGCAGCACACGGAAACGCUGUUUACCUUCCCGCCAGAGCGGUACCUAUUUAUCUACUUGCACUGGCGUGCUUUCGAACUGCUAGGUUGGCAGGAGCAGGAACCGAGCAAUGGGAGCUCACCCCGUCGUGGGGAUUCGAACCGCCGACCUUCUGAUCGGCAAGUCCUAGGUUCUGUGGUUUAAUCCAGAGCACCACCCGUGUCAGAUUUACGUAUAAGCUAAACAAGCUAUAGCUUAGGGCCCCAGUCUCUUGGGGGCCCCCGAAAAAUUCAAAGGAAAAAACAACUGGGUGUACAUUUCCAAAAUAUAAGAUAAAAAACAAAUAAAAUAAAACCUACAUACAGCAACAGUGUUUUGUGUUGUGUAGGCUCCUAUGUUGUAAGUCCGGCAUGGCCAAACUUGGCCCUCCAGAUGUUUUGGGACUACAACUCCCAUCAUCCUAGCUAACAGGACCAGUGGUCAAGUAUGAUGGGAAUUGUAGUCUCAAAACAUCUGGAGGGUCGAGUUUGGCCAUGUCUGGUGUAAGUAAUGGGCCCCACCUGCUAGCCUGCUUCCUAAAAUAUCACUAUCGCUAUUAAUAUACUUCUUCUUAACUGUAUUUCACUAUUAAUAUACUUCUUCAUAAUUGUAUUUCAGUUCAACAAUUACUUUGAUAAAAUACAUACUUUGUUAUGUGCCAAUGGCUUUAGAUACUUAUUAGGUCCAUAAAGUACCAUAUAGCAUAUAUUCAACACAAAAAAGCGACAAUUUGUUGUUGACAAAGGACAGCUGGACAUAUAAAGGGCCCCAUUACCUUCAGUAGCUUAGGGCCUCAUCAAACCUAAAUCUGGCCCUGCUCCCACCCCCUGCACACAGCCUUUGACUGCUUUUUUAAAGUCUGUUUUGAUGCCAUGUGAAUGACACUUUGUCCUGCAAGACAACACUUGAUGCUUGGUACAGUGGUACCUCGGGUUACAUACGCUUCAGGUUACAUUCACUUCAGGUUACAGACUCCGCUAACCCAGAAAUAGUGCUUGAGGUUAAGAACUUUGCUUCAGGAUGAGAACAGAAAUCGUGCUCCAGAGGCACAGCGGCAGCGGGAGGCCCCAUUAGCUAAAGUGGUGCUUCAGGUUAAGAACAGUUUCAGGUUAAGAACGGACCUCCGGAACGAAUUAAGUACUUAACCCAAGGUACCACUGUAAUUGUUUUUGAAGAAAUUCAAUAAAGUUUGCAAUAAUAAUUUGAAAAGUUUUUUUAAGAAUGUUAAAAAGUUUGACCUGAGAUGCAUGUCCACGUAUCCUUCUUUCUUGAUCCUACCUUCUCUCUCUCUCUCCCUCUCCUCCUUCUUCUCUCUCUCCCCCUCUCCCUGUCUCUCUCUCUUUCCUCUUCUUUCUCAGGAUCACUACCACGGCUGCCUGCAUGAUGGAUUUACGCAGGUACCCUCUGGAUGAACAAAACUGCACGCUGGAAAUUGAAAGCUGUAAGUUGUCUCCCCAUUUUCUACUGCUUAUAUAAAAGAACAAACUUGUUUUGUACUUUUGUACAAUGUGUGGCAAGGAAUCUUACAAUGUAUACUGCCAUCUACACCUAAAUUGCUACCAUAUUUCUGAGCCCAAAUAAAUUUGCUUAUAUCUCUUGCCUAAUUUGCAAUAUUGUCUAAAGUAUAAAGUAUAGUUUGACUAUUAAUGUUUUAAAACAUUUUUGAAACAUUACGCUGCCUCUUUACCGUAUCUUUAAAAUAGGAAUAUAACAAGCUGGUCACAUAUACAGUAUGGUGGUGCAUCUAGAUUAAUUACGGCACUGAAUAGUUUAAAUCAGUUAAAUAUACCAUGUGGGAUGCGGGUGGCGCUGUGGGUUAAACCACAGAGCCUAGGACUUGCCAGUCAGAAGGUUGGCGGUUCUAAUCCCCGUGAUGGGGUGAGCUCCCAUUGCUCGGUCCCUUCUCCUGCCAACCUAGCAGUUUGAAAGCACGUCAAAGUGCAAGUAGAUAAAUAGGCGAGAAGAUAAACGGCGUUUCCAUGCGCUGCUCUGGUUUGCCAGAAGCGGCUUAGUCAUGCUGGCCACAUAACCCGGAAGCUGUACGCCGGCUCCCUUGGCCAAUAAAGCGAGAUGAGCACUGCAACCCCAGAGUCGGCCAUGACUGGACCUAAUGGUCAGGGGUCCCUUUACCUUUACCUUUACCUAUAGAUAGUACUGAGCUACACAGUCCAAUUGCCUGACUCUGUCCAAGGCAACUUCCUCUGUUGCAGUGAGAAUUCCUACUCCAGACUCAGUGUAUCUAAUGCGCCACAGCUGCGAAUAUAGCUUUGCUUCCUGGUUGGUUGGUAUCUUGCACCUGUGUGUAUUAGUUCAUUGGCUGUAAUACCAUUAGAUUACUAUGAAAAGCAGAUAAAAACACUGCCCACCAUCCUUAUACAGAGCCCCACCAGGGUCUCAAUAAACCUCUUACACUAGUUGGACUAGGAAACUUGGGUUUGAAUCUCCGCUCUGCCAUGAAGCACAGUGUGACUUUGUUAGUUGCAGUGUCUUAGCUGAAUCUACUCCACAGCAUUGAUGAGAUGAUAUGUGCAUUUGUGCAUUUGUGUGUGUGCUUUGUGCACCACCCUGAGCUCUGAAGGAAGAUAGAAUAAAAAUGCAAAUUGUACAAAUAAUACCUACUUAGGACUUCAAGAACAGGGUUGGGUGUGUUGUCCUGGGCUACAUGAGGCUCAGUGGGUCACAAAUUGUGCAUUCCUGCAUAAGCAAUUUUCUGGCUUUCUUUUUGCCCUGACUGGUAUCUCUUCUGUUUACAACACUUUUAGCAUCCUUGUCAUCCUUCGCAGUGUUAUCCACCAUCGUCAAUUACUAUCAAAUAUAGAACAGCAGUCGCUGAAUACUAAUUGCCAAAUGUAAAACACUAAAUAUCAAAUUGUGAGCAUUCAGCGGGUGUCGCCAUAGAAUUGGCUUCCACGUUAAAUAAGAGAUCGUGGGAGGAAUAGAAAAUGUCUCAUUAAGGCAUUUAUGUUUCUGGAAAAGCCCGUCGCUGUGUUUUCCUUCUUUCUGCGGAAAUAGAUGCAGUCUUAAAUGUACAUAAUGGCUGAACAAAGACAGGGGUCAAUUUGAAGAGGCAUUGGUAUGCAUCAAUAGAAAAAUAUUCCAGCCGCGUGCUCAGUGGUUCGUUGCCAGGAAGCCAGGGGGGAGACACUCCAAUAGCUGCAUUCUUAUUUGAACCGUCAUUGCCACUUACAUUGGCAAAAAGCAUUUUGACCGAUUUGUGCAGAAUCAUUAUCACUCCCUUCCUGAGACAAUAUACUCCACUGUUAAGGUGGCUGCAUAUAAAAUACCUUGGGUUGAAAGGGUUUCACAGGAAGCAUGAAAACACAUAGCAUAUCAUUGGGGAAGGCCAAUUCUGCUGGAAGCUAAAGAUCCCAACUGUUUAUCUGGGCCUUUGGGAAAGAGUGGAUGUGGCUGAUAACCUACCUUAUCUUUCACUCCCACUACACUGGCUAUCGCUAAUGUGGUAUUCUAGAACCCAUAUAGUCCAAGAGCACUGAUAAAAAAAAGGUAAAGGUAACCCCUGGACGGUUAAGUCCAGUUAAAGGCGGCUAUGGGGUUGCGGUGCUUAUCUUGCUUCAGCGCUUGUCCACAGAUGGCUUUCCGGGUCAUGUGGCCAGCAGGACUAAACUGCUUCUGGUGCAAUGGAACACCGUGAUGGAAGCCAGAACGCAUGGAAACGCUGUUUACCUUCCCACCACAGCGGUACCUAUUUAUCUACUCGCACUGGCGUGCUUUGCAACUGCUAGGUUGGCAGGAGCUGGGACAGAGCAACAGGAGCUCACUCCAUUGUGGGAUGUGGGUGGCACUGUGGUCUAAACCACUGAGCCUCUUGGGCUUGCUGAUCGGAAGGUUGGUGGUUCGAAUCCCCACCAGCACUGAUAUCUAGUUAUGGGGAACUUGGAAACAACAACAGCCAUAUAGCUCAGGAAUAAUACGAACCGGUCUACAUAACUAAGCUUUCCUCCUCCUUCUUCCUCUUCUUCUUCUUUUUGGAAAAAGGCUUAAGGAUAAACAGAUGUUAUUUGUCUAUUUAUUACAUAAAUAUCCUACUUUUCUUUCAAGGAGCUCAAGGUGGCCCACAAGAUUCUCCCUCCUCUCAAAUUUUCCUUUCAACUCUGUGAGGGAGGAUAGGCCAAGGAGCAGCUUCAUGCCUGAGUGGAGAUUUGAAUUUAGGACUGUGACAAUCCCUCACCUGACAGAAUAUCGCAGCCAUCUCAGGAAAACAAGUGCUUAAGGCAGCUCAUCAAAAACCUUGUCAUGAGCUUAGAAACUAUGAAUUUAUGAAUUGUAACUAACUUCUGAAUGUCUCUCAAUGCACUUUAGUGCUGCUCAGUGACCUGUAAAUUCAACGAAAGCCUAAUGCAGUCAGAUAAGGAUUGUCAAGCGAUGUAUUAAUGAACUUAGAGAAGAAGCCAGGGGGGCGUAUGGACUGGUCUGGGAGAGGGGGGACAGGUGACAGUUUUGACUGUUUAUGGACCAGGAGAACUUGACGCCAGGUACUGGUGACUUCAAGACUGGAUUAUUGCAAUGCUCUCUAUUUGCGGGUUCCCUUGUGCUUGAACUGGAAUGCUGCAGCGUGGUUGCUGGCAGGAAUGAGACCUACUCAAAGAUCGGCACUGAUUGCCGAUUUGUAACUGGUCCAAGUUCAAGCUGUUAAUAAUGGUAUUAGAAGCCCUCAGCUGCUUGGGACUAAGUUUCUUGUAGGAUGUGCCCACUAGACUGCUUUGGUUUGUGAGCUGACACUCUUGCAAGUGCAAUAUGAAUCAGUUGUCAAACUUCCUGUUAGAAAAUAUUUAAGAGCCUUUGAAAGAAUGCGUCAUUAAAUUUCAACUCAAGUCCUGUGCAAGGUUACACGCUGAACCUCUAGUUGCUUUGAUGUUCAUUCAUUCUCAGGGUACGACAGCCACACUCCUAAACUCCAAAGGCUGAAUGGCCUACAACGUUUUUGCAGCCGUACCUAAGAACCCAGGUCUUUCAUAAAGUUCUGGCAAACAAAGCAGAUGUGCAGGCAGACCCUAGCGUGUGAUGCUGUAAGAACCUUGGAACUUCCAGUCUGUUGUGUGAUAGCUCUUAGCAACUUUUUAUUCAGUCAGAUCACAAUUAAAUCUCUAUGAGCGGGCAGCUGAAAUUGUGAAUCUUGUCAUUUCACAUUUUUUUGUGUGUGGGGAGAAGAGGCAAGGACUGUUUGAUGGUAAUGCAUUCAUCCUCACACUGUUGGCCUUUGGCACAGUUUAUGCAUUUACUGGUUUUCUGCCAAUGUGUGAACAGCUGCCUGAAGCACAGACUCUCUAAGCAAAGAAUUAAUUUAAAGGUUUUCUUUGUCUGUUGGUGAGCUUGCUGCAGCAUAUGAUAAAUUAUUCCAGUCCUCGCCGCAAUGGGAACUCCAUUUUCAUCCUCAACUCUUACUUAAUGAAUUCAACAUGUAUCCACAAUUAUAAACACUCUUUUAAAAAAUACAAGUGAUAUAGCAACCAGUUAACAACAUGUCUGAGUGAGGCAACACACUGUGUUUGCAGUAAGCUGUGUUUGUAGCAAUCCUUGCUUAAUGUUACAUGAAUGUGCCUGCUCACCCCUCCCCUCUGCUAUGGUAUGGUCACAAUGUGGUGAUCGAAAGCUUUCACUUCUACUUUUACUAACUGCUGUUUAGAAUUAUGUUCAAACCAAGACAAACUAUUGCUAUUCUAACCAAGUUUGGAUAGCUCCGGUUUACUGAAACUGAAGCUGUCUUGCUUCAGUAACAAAAUAGAAGAUAAACCACAGUCUAGGGUUCAGAAAUAACAUUAAAUGCAGUUUACUAAAAACAAAAAUUUGCGUCGUCUUCCGUGUGGAAGUGCUAGAGGGGAGGGGGGACGUGUGAAAUUCACUCUGUUUUAUUCGCAUAAUUCCAAACCAUAGUUUGGCAUUAUGAUUGAACAUUCAGAAGAUGUUCAUUCUCUUGUACAACACUUGUGCGAUGCUCACAUCUUAAUCAUGUUUUGUACUCCCCAGUUUCCUAAGCAGUGGGAAGUUCCAGGGACAACCUUAUAGGUUCAAUUUUUGAAAUGUUGGAGGGUAUGAAAUCCUGAUAGGUGAAUAGCUUGAUGGGCAGCUAAAAUAUUGCAUUCUACAAACAAACAAACAAACCCCGCCCCCCAAAAAAUUAUUGUGUUUGGAUUGGGUCUGUAACCAAGUCAAAGCCCUUUUCUAUAACCAGCCAUUUCCCAAUCCACCGGUACCUGAUUCAGUCUGGCUGCUAUUUACUUUCACUGCGGUUGCGCAAAGUGAGUUUAACAUGAAUCUUGCCUUCAGAUGCAAAGUUUGCAAAUGGUAGUGAUGCAACAUUCACAUGUGGGAUGAGUGAAAAAUAGGUGUGAAGCAUAAGCAAACCGUAAAUUGAAAACUGCAGGGAUUUUUUUUAUUUUUUAAGUCAGAUAGUUCUUGCACAAAGCAGCGAGGUAUAUUGCAAGUCAUGGCUGCCCCCUGCAGCUGGUCUCAGGGCUCAUUCAGAUCCUACUCUGCCAGAGGAAUGCUUAUUUUGCAGCAUGUUUCCUAACCAUUCCUUACUGCUUACCUGAGCCACGUGUUUCACUUUUCUACAGGGACUAAGAAAAGCCUUGCUUUAAUUCUGAGUAGAUAUGCAUAGGGUUUCACUGUUAAAUCUGUGAGAGGUGCAGCACAAUCCUAUGCAUGUUUACUCAGAAGUAAAGCCCAAUUGCAUUCAGUGAGGCUUACUUCCAAGAAAGUGUGCAUAGGAUUGUAGCCUUAUAGACAUAGUGCCCAUCAUUCCAGUGAUAACUUAUGAUUCAGGCCUAAAUCCCCAAGCCCAUAACAGUUCCUCUGUAAUAUUCUACAGGGCUAUCUGUUCUUUAUCAAUUAUAUUUCUUCCAUUUAUUAUUGUUAUUGUUUGUAUAUUUUAUACAGUUUGAGAUCUAUAAUUUUAUAAUUUGUUAUACAGUAAUUGUGAAAUUCCAUUUUAAAAAAUAUUGUUUAAGAAGAAUAAGAAACCCCAAGUCUGAACUUCUCCAAUAUCUUCAUGUUGCCUUUGAUAGAGAGCUGGAGAAACAUUUAAAUAAAUAGUUUUCAAGUUUGGAACGGAUGCUUUCUUUUAUCGAAAUGCAAUAAACAUUAUAUAAAGCACAGACAUAAUAUUUUGUUACUUUUGUUAAUCUUUCAAUUGUUUCUCAUGAAAAAUAAGUGGCUUGGUAUAAAAUCUGGUGAUGAAAGCUUAUUUAUAAUUUCUAACCAUCAGAAAUUUCCCAACAAGAAAUAAAAUAAAAAUGGCGGAAGUUCACAGUAAUGGUCAGUAAUGUUUGUUCUUAUUUUCAUUUUAUUGACAUUUUAUUGGCUUUGAGAUUUAAUUUUACUACUCAACUGAUUUAUAAAACAUUUGGUCAACCAACUAACAGGCUUGGGUAUAUCUUUCCUAUUGCAGAUGGAUACACAACAGAUGAUAUUGAGUUCUACUGGAAUGGAGGGGAAUCUGCUGUAAGUGGAGUUAAUAAAAUUGAGCUCCCUCAAUUCUCAAUUAUCGACUACAAGAUGAUCUCAAAAAGAGUAGAGUUUGCAACGGGUAAGCAGUGAGCAUCCCAAGACAUACUCUGGGAAUGGCAGUAGAAAAGAGACAUGCUGUGGUUUCACUUUUCCCUUUUUUAUUUUUUAAACAGGGGCAUACCCUCGGCUGUCACUGAGCUUUCGACUUAAAAGAAAUAUCGGCUACUUCAUUUUGCAAACCUACAUGCCUUCUACUCUGAUUACGAUUCUGUCGUGGGUAUCUUUCUGGAUCAACUAUGAUGCAUCUGCUGCACGAGUUGCACUAGGUAAUUUAUUAUUUGGACAACGAAGCUACUUAAAUAUCCUUGGUGUGUGAGAUUUAUUCUUUUCAUUUAUUAAUUCAUUUUAGCAUGUUAGAGGGCUCUAAGUGCUCCGUGUGUUGUGUUGUUUUGGUUUUCUUUCUUUCUUUCUUUUAAAAAAACCCAUAAUGACACAUAACAUCCUGGCAAUUUUAUAUUACUGGUCAUGUAUCUCUUUUUUUAAAGUAAAUUUCAAGUCCUUACAGUUGUGAAGAAAGUGGGUGAAAGUAUGGGGGAAAUGCAGUGUAUCCCAGAAACUGGAAAGGGUGGGGGGAGUAAAUAAGAUUUCCAGAGCCAUAAUAUAUGAGUCAUACCCUCCCAGUUCUAGACAUUGUGUUCUAUCUUCUAGUAAUUGCGCAAAACAAGCUUAGUUUGUAUAAUUUAUACAGUUGCAGACCAUCUCUCUGCCUGGAUCUCAUGAGAAAAUGAUGGUGACUCUGAAAAGGAGUCAUAAAAGAUAAUGUGCUAUGUUGGCAAUGCAUCUUUGGCUGACCAAAAACAAACAAACAAAAAGCUUCUCCAGUUACAAUAACAGAUAGCUGAUGGCAGUAUGGGAAACUACCUUAUAUUACCCUUAGCCAGGCUUCCUCAACCUCGGCCCUCCAGAUGUUUUUGGCCUACAACUCCCAUGAUCCCUAGCUAGCAGGACCAGUGGUCAGGGAUGAUGGGAACUGUAGUCUCAAAACAUCUGGAGGGCCGAGGUUGAGGAAGAAGAAGGAGAAGAGGAGGAGGAGUUUGGAUUUGAUAUCCCGCUUUAUCACUACCCUGAGGAGUCCCAAAGCAGCUAACAAUCUCCUUUCCCUUCCUUCCCCACAACAAACACUCUGUGAGGUGAGUGAGGCUGAGAGACUUCAGAGACGUGUGAUUAGGCCAAGGUCACCCAGCAGCUGCAUGUGGAGGAGUGGGGAAUCGAACCUGGUUCACCAGAUUACGAGUCCACCACUCUUAACCACUACACCACACCACACUGGCCUUAGCAAUGUUACUACUUCCAAAAGUCUGCACCCUGUGCUCCCUAUGAAAGUGCCUUCCAGCAUGGGAUGUAGCAACCAUGCUGCUACAGUGAUGUAGGAAUGCAGGGAUUGGGUGUCUAUGUAUAUGUAAAAUACAUUUGCAAUGUACAGGUGGGACCUGUUCGGGAUUCAGCCAGAUAGUCAGGCAGGAUUCAGGAUGCUCCAUUCCAUUCACCCCUCCCUAGUUUUGUCCCCCCUCUCAAUAGUUAGCAUUCUAUGCUUACCCUCAUUUAGCUGUUUCUGGUGAAUAGGGGAUAACUCCAAAUGAAGGAGUCUGGUUGUGUUGCUGCAGAUGCACCGCAUCGUUCCUCCUCUCUGCACUCCUCCCAGCGGUCAUUCCUCCUCUGGUCACUGCUAUGGAUACAUGACCUGACUGCCUGUCUCUAGGCACUGCGGUCGUCUUCAAGGGACUCCCACGCAGCAAGGUUGAUGUUGCCAGCCUGUUCAUGUCAUGUUUGCAUACAUCUUUGUAACGCAGAGUUGGUCUGCCAAUGGGAAACCAGCUCCCUGCAGAGCACAUCCUUAGGGACCCUGCCAUCUUCCAUUCUGUGGACACGACCAAGCCAGUGUAGAAUGAGUUUGCUAUUCGUAUAUAGGAUUUUAGCAGGUUUGUUGGUGGCAUCUUUCCACAUGAAGAGUUGCUUUGUGUACCGAGCUCUUUCCUUCCUUCUAGGGAUCACCACUGUGUUGACUAUGACCACCAUCAGCACUCAUCUCAGGGAGACACUGCCAAAGAUUCCCUAUGUGAAGGCAAUUGACAUCUACCUAAUGGGGUGCUUCGUGUUUGUGUUCCUUGCCUUGUUGGAAUACGCGUUUGUGAACUACACCUUCUUCGGCAAAGGCCCACAGCAUCAGAAGAAAGCAGCUGAGAAGGCCAGCAGUGACAAGAGGAAACUGGAGAUGAAUAAAGUUCAGGUAACUGAUUGCCUGAGUUUUCGUAUAUUUCCAUUUACGUAUAUCAGGGUGAGGUUAAGAAGCAGGAAGGAAGCAGCACCUCGGGAAACCCUUCCAGAGCUUUCCUCACUUGUGCCAUAUGACAGAAUUCCAUAUGGAAUAUUUGUAUGCAGCACGGGACAGGACAGUGAUGAAAAUGUUGACCUAGUACAGGGGUCAGCAAACUUUUUCAGCAGGGGGCCGGUCCACUGUCCCUCAGACCUGGGGGGGGGGCCGAACUAUAUUGGGGGGGUGUGAACAAAUUCCUCUGCCCCACAAACAACCCAGAGGUGCAUUUUAAAUAAAAGCAGACAUUCUACUUUAUGUAAAAACACACUGAUUCCCGGACCGUCCACAGACCGGAUUGCAUGGCAAGUCCCCCUCCCCCCUCAUGAAAUAAGGACACAGGACACAGUAUUUUAAGGUUAAUGGGCGUAAAAGGCUACAACUUUGUUGACUGCAGGAAUUGAGCGGUAUUGGCUUAGGCAUUGGUCCUAUCACUAACCAGCUUCAGCCUGAUUGCAUGAAGGCUGGUGAGGGUUAACCACCAGUAGGGGGAGUCCUGCUGAUGUACAUCAACCAGGAGCUCCCCCGGGGUCACCGCUCGGGGGUGUGCCUUAGGCCCACACCUCCAUAGGCUUUGGACAGGGCCACGCCCCCCGGAAUCCUUUACCAGACUACCCUUUGCUUUGGGGGAAGGUGAUGGCGCUUCCUCUCCCCCUCAUUUGAAUAACAAUACCCCUACCAAUGCCGAGAAAGUUGUGACGAUUUGCUAUGAGGUAGGCGAAAAACCAAAUGGCUGGUGCCAAUUUGCCAAGUGGAAAAAAUUCCUACCAGGCCCCUUGACGGCGACCAACCGAAGUCCAUAGCAAUGUCAGAGAGCUAAACCUAAGGGCGGGCAGGGUGGGAAACCGGAGCAGCUGGAACGUGGAAGAGAGGAAAAUCCUCGGGCGUGCCGGCCCUAAAUAGCCCAGGCCAUGCCUCCCCGGCCAGCCGAUUGGCUGAUUGGGGCGAUGACGCACCCGAGGAUUCCCUCAUUCUCGCCUGUAUGGGGAGGGCAUGGGCCUGCAACCCCACCUCCUCUCCAGCUCAGAAGUGGCUUUUAGAAGGCAAUUGAGCCGGAUCCAGGUCCCGGACCUUAGUUUGCCUACCCAUGACCUAGUAUGUGGCAGCUGCGAAAAAGGCAAAUUUCAUGCUAGGGAUCAUUAGGAAAGGAACUGAAAAUGAGACUGCUAAGGUCAUAAUGCCAUUAUAUAACUCUAUGGUGCAAGCAUAUUUGGAGAACUGUGUACAGUUCUGGUCACCUCAGCUCAAUAAGGAUUUUGCAGAGUUGGAAAAGGUUCAGGAGAGGACAGUCAAAAUGAUCCAGGGGAAGGCGUGACCUCCCAUAUGGAAAGGUUGCAGCCUUUGGGACUUCUUAGUUUGAUGAAAAGGGAAAUAAGAGGUGACAUGGUAGUUUAUAGAGGAACUGGAUGGAGACAUACCCCCUAAAAUAAUACUAGUAACAUAAAACAGUUGUGCAGGGAAAAUAAUAAUAAUAAUAAUAAUAAUAAUAAAUUUUAUUUAUAACCCGCCCUCCCCGGCCAGAGCUCGGCUCAGGGCAGCUAACACCAGUAAAAUUACAGUAAAAACAUAAUGGGGGGGGGAGCCAAUUUAAAAUACAGGUUAAAAUGCAAUUUAAAAUGCAGCCUAAUUUUAAAAGUAGCUCAUAGAUCAAAACCAUAAGGGGAGGAAAACAUAAGGGUCAGACUGAGUCCAAACCAAAGGCCAGGCAGAACAGCUCUGUCUUGCAGGCCCUGCGGAAAGAUGUCAAGUCCCGCAGGGCCCUAGUCUCUUGUGACAGAGCGUUCCGUAUGCAUGUGGACCAUACUGACAACCCCAGCUGCUAUCAUGCAGGAAAAGAAAAUGCAAAAACAAGUCAGGGCAGAGCAAAGGUGAAGGCAGACCACAACAGAGAAUAGCAGUGUUCCCUUCUUUCCCAACUGGAAGUCCAUAUCAGUCAGGCAGUAGCACAUGACCCAUUUGGCCUUUUUGCUGUUGAAAUGCUUCCUGGCCAUCUUAUAGGUGUAACCACAGGCUGAAUUCUCACCAGUUGCCAGGCCCGACAACUUUACUCUUUGGUGGAGAUACACUAAGGCAGUGGCGACUGGCACUCAUUUAGACCAGUAGGGCAAAAGGCAGAGAGACCAGUAGCCAAUGCAAGAUCGAGCCAUUGAAUUCUGGGUUGCUCCCCGCCAGCGUCCUCCCUGCUGAGUUCUACAAGGGCCAGUCUGAGUCUAAGGAGGUCGUAAAAAGGACCCCUGACCAUUUCACAGAAUCACAGAAUCAUAGAGUUGGAAGAGACCACAAGGGCCAUCGAGUCCAACCCCCUGCCAAGCAGGAAACACCAUCAGAGCUUUCCUGACAUAUGGUUGUCAAGCCUCUGCUUAAAGACCUCCAAAGAAGGAGACUCCACCACACUCCUUGGCAGCAAAUUCCACUGUCGAACAGCUCUUACUGUCAGGAAGUUCUUCCUAAUGUUUAGGUGGAAUCUUCUUUCUUGUAGUUUAGAUCCAUUGCUCCGUGUCCGCUUCUCUGGAGCAGCAGAAAACAACCUUUCUCCCUCCUCUAUGUGACAUCCUUUUAUAUAUUGGAACAUGGCUAUCAUAUCACCCCUUAACCUCCUCUUCUCCAGGCUAAACAUGCCCAGCUCCCUUAGCCGUUCCUCAUAAGGCAUCGUUUCCAGGCCUUUGACCAUUUUGGUUGCCCUCCAAAAUUUGGUCUAGUCGUGACCGACUCUGGGGUUGUGGCACUCAUCUCGCUUUAUUGGCCGAGGGAGCCGGCGUACAGCUUCCGGGUCAUGUGGCUAGCAUGACUAAGCCGCUUCUGGCGAACCAGAGCAGAGCACGGAAAUGCCGUUUACCUUCCCACCGGAGUGGUACCUAUUUAUCUACUUGCACUUGACGCGCUUUCGAACUGCUAGGUGGGCAGGAGCUGGGACUGAGCAACAGGAGCUCACCCCGUCACAGGGAUUCGAACCACCGAUCUUCUGAUCAGCAAGUCCUAGGCUCUGUGGUUUAACCUACAGCGCCACCCGCGUCCCAAGGAGGACGUAGUUAAGCGCUAAUGCCGCCACACUCUGUACUGGUUAUAAGUAAGAAGGCAGGCAGGUGGGGGGCUGGUUGAAUGCAGCAUGAGGUUGGUGGGUCAGUGUCCCAUCCCCCCUAAUGGACCAGCCUCCAAUCGGGCCAUUUUCUUUUAAGAGUAGAUUCUGAAAUGGACUGGAUUGGUGCCCUUUGAUCUCCCAGAUGGGGCCAUUUUGACAAUAUCAUCCUCUGCCUUAUUUUUAUUUAUUUUUUGCUAUUGCCAUUUCUAUUUAGAUUGGCCUUCCCCUUUUGUCUCCAUUCAUCUUUCUCCUUCACUCUACUUUUGUAGAAGUCUCUGAAAUAUGGGAUCUGAAAAGAGCUCUGUGGGUUGGAUGUCCCUACCCUUAACCUGCGCGGAAAUGUCACAUGCUGGAUAAUUGUGACGUUCUUUCCUUUUGCAAGUUAUUUAUCAACUGACCUAAGGUUGGAGAUAAUAGUUCUUCUAGGAAGAUGGGCAGUCAUUUGUGGGUAUGUGGGCAGUUGAAUAAUAAUUUCUCCCUGUUCUUUUGGUCACCAGGCCAUUUAGCCUUAGCUAGGCACAUAAUUUUCUAUCCAUAGCAAUUUUGUCCUGAACGUAGGACACCCUGUACGUGUUUCCUCACAAUGGAAAAGGACCACAUUAUCUACUGAAUCACUUUCCAUUGCCCAGUCUGUAACACUGGGCAAGCAGAGAAUUUGGGCAAAAAAAGGUGCUCCAGAGAAGAAAAAUAGAGAUUAUUAUCUCCUUCCGUUUGGGUGAAUGUGUUAAUUUGUUAUGAAUUGCAAAACUUAUAAUUCAGGGGAAAUGAAUAGCCUGAUGAUUUAUACAGAACAGGGGUCUCAAAGUGAUUUAGAAACUCAUUUUAAAAUGUAGCAGGUUCAUUCAUAACACUUUAAAUUAAAGCAGUAAUUCAUCCAACACUUGCCUUGUAAUAAGCAAUGAGUGCACAGUACUUUAAAUGAGGGGACUCACAUGAAUCAUCAAUAUAAACCAUUAGCAUUUGUCAGUUAUUAGUCUUUACAAUGGAGAAAAAACAACAGAGAUAUUAAUGAUAUUUGCGCUUCUAUUGCAGGUGACUAUAUAACAAAUCUGGGAAGGCCUUUAAUUUGCCAGUUGAAUUGUUCAGUAAUUAAAAGAUUAUAGAUGUGCAGUUCAUUCAGGCAAUAAUAACAACAGCCUACGGUAUUCUUGUUGUUCGUCCCCUGCAUCUUAUAUUCCAGAAUGUAGUGUCUCUGAAUAUGGAAGUUUAGCUAUCAUGGCUUAAUAGGCAUUGAUAAAUUCAAUCCAUGAAUUCGUAGAAUCUUUUUCUAAAGCUUGACACCAUCACUAAGACUUUUUCCUAUCAAAAAUAUCCCUUCCACCUUGAAUUAUCUGCCAUGAAGUUCCUGCAGAAGAUUCUGAGGAAAGUUAUAGGGCAGAGGUGGGGAACCUGUGGCUCUACAAAUGUUGUUGGAUUGCAGCUUCCAUCGUCCCUGACUAUUGGCUCUGGUGGCUGGGAGUGAUGAGAGUUAGACUUCAGCAGCAUCCAGCUGUUGGCAGGGCAGCAACGUUCACAUGAGCUCACAUCACUGGUGUCACUGUGGCUUACAGGGAAGGAAAGGGCUAAGAUGGCAGUGUGGUUGGCAUGGUACGAAUGCACUGGUGGAGCCAAUCCAGCAUACUCAGGCUUCACUACCACCUCACCCCUCUCCCUCCUACUAAGCCACAACGGCACUGGUGAUGGGAAUUUGGGCAAGUGCCACCACCCCACUGUGACGAUCACACAGGGUCCCCGGACGUUUCACCGUCUAUUGAUCCCUGUGCCACCACUUUAUUUCUCGCUGCCACCACCCAGGCCCUACCUGGUACAGUACUGGGUCCAGUCAGGGUUAAAUUGGAACAUAAACUUCUGUUUAUUUACUGCAGUUUAACAAGCAUGUGGUUUCAUAAAUGGUAUCGGUCAAUUACAAUCAUCGGUUGCCUAUCCAGACCUAUAACUUCCGCUACCUGCUCUCACUCAGUAAACCACCUCUCAGAUAUUUGCUUGUCUUCCUAGCCCCUAACUGUUCCUGACUCAGCUUAUUUCGCUACACUAACUCAACCUACCCACAGACUCUAUCCCAAUUCACUCCCACUCCAACCAGCCACCCAACUCCCAACGAACUCCUCCCUUCGCGCCUCCCAGAGCUGGUUUUAUAGUCCCUCUGACUCCACCCCCCUGGGUUCUGAUUGGGUAACCUGUUUAACUAUUUCACCUCCAGCAUUCUCAUAUGUUAGCGUCACACCCACCAGCAGGUUUCCCAUUCAGGCUUAUUGGGCAGCUGUGCUUGAACUGAGAAUGCACACCGAAUUCUGUGGCUGAACACGACUGGGAGAAGCGGGGGGGUCACCGUUACUGGGCCAGCCAUUCUUCAGGAUAGUUUGCCAUUGUUACCGAUAUUCUCUGCAAAUAUUCACCGAUUAGCUUCCAAGGAGUCCCAGAGACUCCCAAAUGCAGUCUGGAAAACCACUGCAGUAAUUACAGGUUGAGCUACUGGUCUGUGGUCAACAAUAAUGGCUGCUCGGCCCAGUACACCACUCUGCAUUUCAACCAGCACAACAUUUAUUUCACUGCACAUUCCUUCCUUCUUUAGACUGAAUCCUUAAAUGGAUACCUGGCAAGGGCUAUGAGGCUGCUGGGUGAUUCUAGGUCCUGUUUCUUCGAGGGAGAUAAUGACUGUGAACCUCACAGAGACUGUAAUUGCAACAGUAAACAGUUAAAUUAUACUGAGUCAUUAAGGAAGACACUACUGUAGGUUACAUGUGUAGCACAGGUGAAUAUUACUUACCACCUUCCUACCACUUCACUUACUUCUAGCAACUUCUGUUAAUUUUUAAAUUUUAAUGAGGGGGGAAAACCCAUAAGAAAUACAAGUAAAGAUUUCAUCAGCCAUUUGACCGCUUUGAAGCACUAGUACCUUCCUGAUGUUCUGUGAAGAUAGGCAGUGGGAACCAAAGAAUAAUCAGUAUUAUUACAGACAGAAAUGGCUGAAAAGGGGGGUGGGGACUGGAAAUGCUAAGAAAGGUUACAAAAUACAAGUGUUCUCGUUAACUAAAACAAUCUCCAGGUUCUUUCUCAGAUUCCUUUUUCUCAUUUCCUAAUCAAUGUUGGCAUUGGAAGGGGCAGUUUAAGGCUCCCCCUUCUCUACCCUCGUUGUCAUUUCCUGUCAUGCAUUUUGUUCGUUAUCAUCUCACUCAUUUGCCAAUGUGCCAAACAUAACCAGUGGUGUAGCGUGGGGGCCAAGGGGUGGUUGCCCCAGAUGCAAAAUUGUUAGGGGGUGCAAAAUUUCAAUACCCAGUGCUUCCGUUGCUGGGCUGCAUUGAAAAUGGCUUCUCCAUGCAAACCAGGAAGUGACAUCUCCAGACAACAGAAUUACUCUUCUUAUAUCUGCAGCUGUGAUCUCCUGGGUGACGUAGACAGCGUUAGGCAGUUGAAUGUGCAUGUAUACUUAGUUUCCCUCCCUCCUCAGGCACUGAGUGCAGCCUCAGGCACUGGCAAUCCACGCUACGCCACUGAGCACUACUAAGGGAUUAAGAGACCUUCUCUAAAGCCAUGCUUCUUCUUUAGAUUGACGCCCGUGGGAAUAUUCUUCUUACUACCCUGGAAAUGAGAAAUGAAGUCAGCAGUGCCAAUGUGCUGGCAACUUUGAAUGACCCGAGAGCUACCAUGUACUCCUACGACAGCGCCAGCAUCCAUUACAGGAGGCCUGCCACCACAAGGGACCUCUACAACAGGAGCACUUUGGACAGACAGACAACCCAUCAAAAGGGACGCCUACGGAGAAGAGCGUCGCAGCUCAAGGUCAAAAUCCCAGAUUUGACUGAUGUCAAUUCCAUAGACAAGUGGUCCAGGAUGGUUUUUCCUAUCACCUUUAUCCUUUUCAAUGUGGUCUACUGGCUUUAUUAUGUGCACUGAGUUAUGCUGUGAUCCCUCCACCUGCCUAGCCCAGACUCCUGUUCUCAAAUUUGCCAACCUUAAAGACUGUUGUAGCCGCAGUGCUACAUAUUCAAGGUACAAUAUUCAGCCAUUCUGUGGGUUAGGGUGCCCUUUUAACCAUAUCCCAAAAAUCAAACCAUGUUUACUUCAAAAAAGAAGACAGUAUCUAUUUGAACAUGCGCUCAUCCUUUUAGAUCUGCUUUCAAAGAGCGACACUGAAGACACAAGUGCUACCCCUCUGUUUUGUUCUAAGGUUAUUUCUGGUGAUCUUUCCUUUCUUUUUUCUUAGCAUUUAAAACAUGGCGUGAAAAUUCUGCCUUAUUUUCCAAAACACAUACAUUGGUCCUAACCGUAGGCUUGUUCACACAUUACACUGAACACAGGUACCAGCUCUCUCUACACAUGUACAAGUGUUUGUGUGAAAGAGUGUGCAGCUAAUUUGUUGAUUUGUACAUCUCAGCACAGGUAUACACUCAUGGAAUGUUACAUGUUUGCGUGUACAGCUCAACUAUUUGUGUACACAGAUUGUACACUCACGAAACAUAAUGUGUUCCUAGUACCUCCAUAUUAUUUGCCAAACAAAGCUCAAGUGUUAUUCAAGAAAAGGCAAAGCUACAGCUGCAUGCAACCCUAAUCACACUUAUCUAGGAGUCAGUCCCAUUGAACAAAGUGGUUUCCAAGUAGACAUGCACAGAAGUGCGCUGUACACAUGUCACCAUAAAUAGGUUCCCAGAUCAAGAACUGAUAUAUAUUUGAACGCCCAGAACACCCUUCUGACACUAUCAGAGCAGAUUUAGGGUUGUAUCACUUAAUCUGAUAAUUCGGAGAUCAAAAACAUGUCGAUGAACCGGCUAGCUUUUUCAAAUUGUUCAUAAACUCUAAUACAAAUGACUGCAAAAAAAAAAAAUCAUGGCUAGCAGGGGACAUCUUAGAAACAGACUUCUAUGAAGGCAGUGCCUCUUUCAAAACUGCAGGAAUGCCUGCUACAACAUAACCAUAGUUCUCUAAAAGCAAAGAAUGCUUUUCUUUCUUCAAAACUAUAGCUUCGUUUAUAUGCAGAUGUAUGUGGAUUUAAUCAAUAAUCGAUUUAAUCUCAUACAAUUAUUUUAAGGAAAUCUCUGUUUGAUUAGGUGACAAGUCUAGACAGAACACCUAAUGUGUGUCUUUGGGAUCUGGGCUCGAUGGCUGGUCUACAGCACAAAUGAAGCUGUACCAACAAUUACAUAAUAAGGGUUGCUGGAAGAAAAUAAGUGCCGAUUCAGAUUUUGCCUUUCCCGCUCUGUCAUGGUGUUAGUUUUGUGAGAACACACUGGAGUCUUUAUUAGCAAUUCCUGGCCCCUAUCAGAGGACGUUUUUCUCUCUUUUUAGGAGCUAAAGUAGAUGUGGCAUUCCAUCACAGGUCACCAAUGACUGGUGCCUGAAGACACACAUCAACUCACAGGCACCCAAAGGAUUCCCUGCUCCCCACCCCCAACUGAAAUUAGGCUUGAUAAAAGCAUUCUAACAUAGGCAAUAGAACAGGCUGUGGUGUGCGCUUGGCUGUAAUGUGUGUUUGCGGUUCCUGUAGCAGUUUCUCUGGUAUGCGGGUGUGCCCAUGCGCCCGAAAAGGUUGGUGACCCCUGAAUUACACAAUUGGCCACUGUCUGCUUGGGUUCCUUUUCCCCUUUACUUAAUAGGCAGCCAUGGCCUUGUGGGGAGAGGGGCAGCAAGGAGGAAGCUUGCAGUGCUGAUCUGGAUAGUCACCCCCAUCUCCAUGGCUGCUACUUAAUCCUAGGAGGGAAGCUGUCAUUGGUACCAGUAGGUGUUUCCCUCCUAGUGCAAAUGGAAGUCACAGGGUGCAAUCCAGUAAAGGGUUAAAUGCCCCCCUCCGCAACUCCAUGGUACCCCAGCCCCACCCCAGGAUGCAAGGAACCCGAGCUGGAAUACAAAUUCCAUCACCCUUUAUUUUUGGCCAUGCUGGAUGUUGGUGCAAAGAUAGAGAUAGAGAUGAUAGAGACAGAGAUAGAGAUAGAGAUAGACAUGAUAGAGAUGAUAGAGAUGGAGAUGAUAGAGAUAGAUUAAAGAAGAAUUCCUGGGUGUCAAGAUCCAAGAUUGGGGCAAGUAUUCUUUGGUGAGAGAACCCAAGCAGGGAUUUAUUAUCACAAAAUAUGCAGCAAAAUUAAAUGUGGAGAUAUAGGCUGUUAGACCUUUAAAAUAUGUGACCCUCCAAGUGAGUUCAUUAUUUAUUUGUUACAUUUAUAUAAUACCUUUAUCUUCCAAGAUCUCAAGGUGGUGUAUAUAAUUCUCCUCUCCCCGUUUCAUCCUCACAAUAACCCUGCGAAGUAGGUUAGGCUAAGAGAUGGUGACUGGCCCAAGGUCACCAGUGAGCUUCAUGGCUGAGUGGGGUUGCUGGCAUGGCAAGGUUCUAAAAUGUCCCCUUAAUAGAUCUCUUUUCAACAUGUCCCUCUUCCCCCAGGCAUAGGAAAAGGCCACAUACUUGGUACGUUUAAAAAUGGUUUGCUUACAAACUCUCCAAAGAUCAAAUUCACCUGCUUUAGAAAGUUGCACAGGCAUUAAAACUUGGCUUAGAUAAAAAGUGGUGGAAGUUCCUAAAUUUAUAGGAAUAGAGCCAUGUGGCUAAACUGGAGUUACCAGCUCAAACCCUUUCACAUGAUGAUCAGGUAGAUUGGAAGACAACAAUGACUUGAUUACCUAGUUCCUCCCAAGGUGAGGGGACGUGGGCAUAUAUAUACAGUGGUACCUCGGGUUACAUACGCUUCAGGUUACAUAUGCUUCAGGUUACAGACUCCGCUAACCCAGAAAUAGUACCUCGGGUUAAGAACUUUGCUUCAGGAUGAGAACAGAAAUUGCACGGCAGCAGCAGCGGGAGGCCCCAUUAGCUAAAGAGGUACCUCAGGUUAAGAACAGUUUCAGGUUAAGAACGGACCUUUGGAACGAAUUAAGUACGUAACCAGAGGUACCACUGUAUAUAUAUAUAACAUACUGCACUAUACCUGGAGGUCUCAGGGUGGUUCACAGAAUAAAAUCAAAAUAUAAAUCCACAAAAUACAUAAUUAAAAUAAAAACAACCAAAUAGCCCCCCACAAGAAAACACGCAUUUUAAAAGGGCAUAGGAUAUCAAUCAAAUCAACUAAAAGCCUGGUUCAAAAGGAACUUUUUUGCCUGGUGCCUAAAGGUGUAUAAUGAAGACACCAGGCAAAUUUCCCUGGGGAGAACAUUGCAUAGAUGGGGAGCCACUGCAGAGAAGGCCCAUUCUCGUGUUGCAACCCUCUGGAGAAAGCACACAAAGAAGGGCCUCAGAAGAUGAUCUCAGGGUACCAGUAGGUUCAUAUGGAAAGAGGCAGUCCUUGAGGUAUUGCGGUAUUGAGGUGUUUAAGGCUUUAUAGGUCAGAACCAAAACUUUGAAUUGGGCCUGGAAACUAAUUGAUAGCCCGUGCAGUUGGACCAGGAUCAGUGUAAUAUGCUCAAACCGUCUUGCUCCGAUGAGCAACCUGGCCACUAAAUUCUGUACUAGCUGAGGUUUCUGAACUGUCUUCAGAGGCAGCCCUACAUAUAAUGCAUUGCAGUAAUCUAACCCUGAGGUUACCAGAGCAUAGACAACAGUAGUUAGGCUAUCCCUGUCCAGAUAGAGGCAUAUCUGGGCCACCAGCCAAAGCUGAUGGAAGGCACUCCGGGCCACUGAGGCCACCUAAGCCUCGAGCGACAGCAAAGGAUCCAGGAGGACCCCCAAGCUACAAAGGAAGUGUAACCCCAUCAAGAGCAGGCGAUCUCCCACCCAUCCAGUCUAGGAAACCACCCACUAACAGUGCCUCAGUGUUAUCUGGAUUGAGUUUCAGUUUGUUGGCUCUCAUCCAGUCCAUUACAUCCAGUCCAAUGUAUCACUGAAAUCUGUGUGGGUGAACAGGGUCUCAAUCAGCUGUGGCCACCUGGGUACUCAGUGCAGCAUCAGUCCAGACGUGAGGGUCAGGGAGUGGUAGUUGCUGUGGUUUAUAGAGAUUCUCUCUCUAUCUCCAGGCUCUCUGUCCAGUCGGGGGCGGGUGGGUCUAGAGUGUGUGUUCCUGGCAUUAGGCAAGAGGGUGGUUUGAAAGUGGGAGACACUGACAUUAGUCCCUUGUCAUGGUUCGAUCACUUCCUAUUGAGAUUUAGGCCGUCAGUACCUUUCCCCCUCUACAGAGGCGGGGGACCUAUUAGGAAAGUUUGCCCUCGGAGGCUGAUGGAUCCAGUGGGAUUCCAAACAGCUCUAGGGGUGUUUCCGGCUGAUAUGACUGGCACCUGUUCAAGCCUUGGCCAACCUCUCCCAAACACCCAAAUGGCUCCGGCUAUUGACACGAUCACCCCUGAGCACCCUCUCCCACUUCAUGGAGCCCAUUUGGCCCCCUGGUAUACUUCAGAGCUUAGGGCGAGGAAACAAGCUGGGAGACUGCUUGAAAGGAGGUGGAGGAAAGAUCCAAAUGAAUUCAACUGAACACUGGUAAGAGCUCAUUAUCGAGCCAACCUAGUGGUAGUGAAGGCAGCAAAAAAGCAUAAUUUGCUUCCUCCAUUGCAUCUUCAUUAUGUUGUCUGGCAGUGCUUUUCCAAGUAGUAUGAGGCCUUUUACAGGCUAGCCCAAAGGAUGUGGUAGAACCAAUGGUAGCUCACUGUGACUUGUUUAUCUCACACCAGCUAGGUCUGAUGGGAGCUGGAGUUCAGCAACUUCUGAAGAGCUACAAAUUUCACAUCUCUGUUCUUUGUUGUUUUAGUGAACUCAUGCACAUGCGCCCAGAUCAUGCAUUCAUCAUUAUGUGGGACCGAUGGAAAGGCAAGUAUGUGUGUAUACACAUAUACCCAAUGACUACAGUACUUUUACCAUUACCACCCUUUUUUAGUAGGAUGGGCAUACACCCAUAUAUGCACCUAGUCAUGCAUGUUAUUUGAAGUGGGGGGGUGAUAACUCAUCCAAUGUGGAGGAUCAUUAGUUUGGUGAAUACAUGAUCGGACAGUCUCCCAAGACUCUAUUGACACUUUCGAUUAAGUCAAAAGCUAUUUUUGCACAUCCGUUUCAAAGCUUGCCAUUUUCCUGCCCAAUAUUGCCUUCAGUUCAUGAGCAUUUAAGACCUACUCCUGCCCAAUUUUUGGUACUGCUAUUCUUUUCCAGGUGUGGUAUCAAAAGUGGUGACCAGGAUAGGUCCCUUGUGCUUGAUAUCACAUAUAAAUCUGGUUACUGAUGCUACACAUGCAUCAUGAACAUGCCAGGGUUCUGUGCCUCAGGAAGGUGGAAUGUUCAGUAAUAGUUUGGAUCUUCAAAAAUGAAUCACCAGCUCUUCCCAUGUGUAAUUUAAGCUGAAGUCACUCACAACAUUUUUGCGUUACUUAAAAUGCUAUCCUACCGAAAUAAGCAGGACUUCUUAUUAAGCAUCCAUGGGGAUGGGACUGAAAGUGCCUUACUGACAAUGGAUAAAUUGUUCCCAAUAAACAAAGCAAGAAUCAACAAAUAUACGAUGUUGCUCGCCUCCUAUCUCCCAGGACAUUUGUUUUAGCUAAGCCUCUUUGCUGGAAAGUGAUGGACUUCCAUAUAUUCAGUCUCACUAGUGAACAUCUUAUCAGAGAAGUGAAAAUCACAGCUUGGGUUAAUGCAGUGCUACCAUCAUCUAGAGGGAUGCGGGUGGCGCUGUGGGUUAAACCACAGAGCCUAGGACUUGCCAGUCAGAAGGUUGGCGGUUCUAAUCCCCGUGACGGGGUGAGCUCCCAUUGCUCGGUCCCUUCUCCUGCCAACCUAGCAGUUUGAAAGCACAUCAAGUGCAAGUAGAUAAAUAGGUACCGCUCCGGCGGGAAGGUAAACGGUGUUUCUGUGCACUGCUCUGGUUCACCAGAAGUGGCUUAGUCAUGCUGGCCACUUGAUCCGGAAGCUGUACGCCGGCUCCCUCGGCCAAUAAAGCGAGAUGAGCGCUGCAACCCCAGAGUCGGCCAUGACUGGACCUAAUGGUCAGGGGUCCCUUUACCUUUACCAUCAUCUAGACCUAGAGUUACUAGACCAGAACUUUAAGAAAAAGAAAAAAGAAAGGACAUUUUGAAAUUGUAAUGUCUGAAAUAGGAGACCUUCCAUAUGUGACUUGAAUGAUCUCCUUAGAGCCAAGAGUAACAAGACACAUCAUCACCUCUCUCAAACCACACCCAACAGGCAUGUAACACUUCCACUGCAUUUCAAAUUCCCUCCCAAAAUGUAUUGGGCCAGCCCUGGUUUCGAUUCCCAAAUGCGGUGUUAUCCCAGCAAGACUCCCAUUCCUUAUUUAUCUGUUAUAAUGUUCUCCUAAAAUCCUGACAGCUAAAGAAAUACCCAAAGUGCCAAACAGGAAGCAGAAUCUUAAGCUCCUUUUUAAAGUAGCACUAAAUUUGAGUCAAGAGGUUUCACUCACAUUGUGCCUUUCUAUGCAUCCAUGCUUGAGUAUUAUCUAAAUCCAUGAAAAAAGUAUCCAUGAAAACAACAUAUCCUCAAAGUGCCUUAUUCAUACAGACCUUGGUUCAAUUUUCUUUGAACUGAGCCAAACUUUUUAUUAUUAAAAUGAGGGUAAUUGCAGGGGGGUGGAGGAGGUUUGAUUCCUAAAAAGAUAGCCCCCCAAAAACUUGUUCUACGCAAAUGGACCCUGAAAUAUUUAAUGUAAAAAGCUAAUUUACUGCCAUGUGCUGUCAGUUUGGAGCGUAUAUGCAGAUAAUACAGGACAGACUCAGGAAAAUGGUCGGACGAUAUCCCAUGAAGUAACUGAGUAA
Podarcis lilfordi (Lilford's wall lizard) is the source of this 25016-nucleotide messenger RNA. NCBI's taxonomy places the organism in Eukaryota, Metazoa, Chordata, Lepidosauria, Squamata, Lacertidae. The record is from the annotation of a GenBank genome assembly.